AUUUCAGUACGUCCUCCCAACUGUUCGGUCAAAUAAAUUAUUUGAAGAUUCGGCGGGGUGAGGAUAACUGUGAUUGAGUCCCUUGCUUUUAAAUUUAAGGCAUACAGUUUUUAUGGAUAUAAAUAGAUUAGUGCGCUUCCAAAAUACUGUUCAAUAUUCCCAACUUGUAUUGUCUACAGUCUUUUUCCUCGCGCCCAACGAGUUUGUUAAAUUUUGGGAAACUCUUGAAAAUGUGCGGAUUCAUUGAUAAUGUGAGUUGCUUUGACGGAAUCUUUCGGUUUAUAUUUAGUUAGUUGUUUUGCCAUAUGUGAGCCAACAAAAUUGCGAUUUAUACUUCUUUAUUCUUACUCCGAAGAUGAACUUUGUUACAAAUAUCAUAAAGAAAUAUAUACAGGCUGAUUCAUCGCAUAAAAUGGAUCCUAAACCGAAAGAGGAUAUUCUCUCCCAUGAAUCACACAACUUGAAUCCUGGAAACAGUGAACAAAAACCAGACUUUCAAGAAUCAAUUGAAGUAUUAGAGGAAACUGUUGCUGUAUAUACAGAAACCCAGCGCCAAUCUGUUGAUUCGGAACGCCAAUACAUUAACACAUAUAAUACUAGAGAAUUUUACGAAGGAUUGUCUGAUUGUUCUGUUGCAGAAGAGUCUUUUGAGAGUAAUUUUUCUAUUAAAAAUAAGAAUCUCGAGUUUAUUAUACAAACGGAUAGAAGGCCCUCAUCCUUAACAUCGCUUUGUGACCGUAUUAAUCUUCUUAAUCUUCAAGACGAGGAUUCUUUUGAAAGCAAUACUGAUGGAAAAAUUAGUGAAGAUAAUAAAUAUGAAGAUAAUGAAGAGUAUUUUCCAGCAUAUAUUAUAAAUUCUGAAGAAAGUAGUGGUGAAUUUCUACCUGCCGUGUCUACAGUUAAAUUUGAUGAAACCUCAGAAGAAACUAAUUCAACUAAAUGUGAAGACAGUGAACAACAAAUAUCUUCUAAAGGGUCGAAUAUAAAUUUAGAUGACAGUAGUGCUAAAGAUUCCUACUUGAUCAAAGACUUGAAUAUUAAAAAUUCAGAAACUAUAAAAAAAUUUGAAGAAAACGCUUCAGUAGCUGAUAACAUUAAUGAAUUAACAAAAAAAAUAGAAAGUACUGAGGAUGCAUUGACAGACCAAUCAGUAAAGGCUCCUGAACUUUUUAAAGCUGACGGUAUUAAAACAGUAGAUAGUGGUAAUCAAAUUUCAUCUGACAAAGAAUUUAGUGAUGAAAUUAAAUCAGCUGUAGAUUCCACUGGAAACAUUGAAUGUGCUUCUAAACAAAAAUUAGAUAAAACUAUUAAUAUUAAUGAAAGUGGGGAGAAACUAGUGAAAGUACAAGCUAAAAAAAAUAUUGAAGAAACUUCUCCAGGCUUAUCAAUUGAACCUGACAGUAUCAAAAUCAAUCUAAAAGAGAGUGAAGAACUUAAUUUUAUUGAAAGUGAAAAAAUCCAUGAUAUAGAGGCUGACACUACCAAAACUCCUGAAGCUUCACCUUAUAAACUUUUGAGCAUUUCUGUAAAUGUUAGUCCAAAUGAGCUUGAGAAAACCACAUCAUGUUUACUUGAAGAUGAUCUAAGCUACCAUGAUAGUUCUGGUGAACCCAAAGAUUCAGAUUCUGCAGAUUUAAGUUUCAAAUGUUCAUCGGCUACACAAAUAUCGUCAAGUGGUGUUUCAUCAAAUGGAGAAACUGAUAAUCUUGGCCCAACUUUUGUAGCUGAAACUGAUUCUAGUGCUUCAUUCACUAGUUUUAGUGACACCAUUCCAAUAAAAAUUGAUGAUCAAUCUCCAAAUACAACAUUUAAUAGUAAUAAUAAAUGUGUAUCAAUAACUGGGUCUCCAAAAGCAGCUGUCCCUGAAUGUUUGAACACUGAAGACAGAGAUAAAGCUACUUCUGAAGUACUUGUGGAAACAAACAGUGAGAAGAGCACUAAAUGUACCCAGAUUGCUAUUUUUUCUCAAGGAACUAAUACUGAGGACUCAACUAACUCUCCCAAUAUAAUUACUGUUUCACAAAGUACUAACACUGAUGACUCAUCUAACUCUCCCAAUAUAAUUACUGUUUCACAAAGUACUAACACUGAUGACAAUAUAAAUAGUGAAUCUGAAGAUACAUUUGGUCCAGACUCCAAUAGUAAUUUCAAAAUGUCUGAUAUGGUUGAAAAAUUAAAUCAGCAACAGGCUGAAAUAUCAGACUUGAAACUUAAACUGAAUGCAGCUCAACAACACAAUGCUUCUUUAGAAUUGCAAAUUCGACAAAAUGAAGAAAUUGUUAUUAAGGCACAAGCAGAAGCAAUAAGAACUGAACAAACGUAUCAACAAGAAGUCAAGCAGCUUAAACAAAAAAUAAAUGAAAAUUCCAAAAUAAUUGAGAAAGAUAGGAUUCAGGAAUUGGAGGAACAGUUGAAAGAAGCUAAAGCAAGGGAAGCAAAACUUUUAGCUGAACUUUCUCAAAAAACCAAAGAUGAUGUGAAUUAUCAGAAAAUCAUGAACCAAUAUGAAAUUACUUUAAAGAACAGGAUUGCCGAACUUAAGAAAUUACAGGAAGAACAUGAUACUACGAGGACUCAUUUGACAAAUUUGGAACUGGCUUUCUCUGAUGUGCAUUCCAAAUAUGAAAAAACCAAGGCUGCGCUUCUAGGUGUAAAAGCAAAUGAAGAAAGCUUACUUCACAACUUGGAGGUAGCUCAGUCAACAAACAUUCAGCAUGAAGAACGAUAUGAAUCACUUAAAGCCCAUGCCAGAAUCCAAAUAGAAAAAUCAAAUAAAGAGAUUCAUGAUGCUAAAGAACAGCACGAACAGGAAAUCAGCAAAUUAAAAGCAUUUGUCCGAAGAUUAGAAAUUAAAGUCAGCUCUUUAGAAGUAUCCCUAAAACAAAAGUCAGCAGAAUGUGAACAGCUCUCUAACCUUUGUGAUGAAGUUACAGGGAAGAAAGUGUAAUCGAAUUGAGUUAAUUUUCUUGUUAGUGAGUGAACCCAGUCAACAUUUUUUAUUUCAAGAACUUGUUAGUUGUGUUGAAUUUUUUAUUAAUAAUCUGUAUAUGGAAAAUUUAUUAUCGACGUGUAUACUAUCGCUACUUUCAAUUCUAAUGUAAUUAUUUGCUAAAACGACUAGAUUGAAAAUAUUAUUGGUCCUUUAGAUGCUAUAUAUUUAGGUUAACGUAUAAACAUUUAUAACUUAGAUUAUAAUAUAUUUAUCAUUCUGGCUUAUAUCUCUAACUUGAAUGGCGGGAAGAUUUUCUAUAUGCAGAUUUAUCUAUUCAAGUGUAAUAUAUUGCAGAUAUUACUUAAAUAAUUUUUUAUAUAAUUCCAUUAAAAUAGAAAAGGUGAUUAACUUUUUGCUCAGCAGAGUUGCUUAUAAAAUAUAUUUUUUGAUGGCAUAUUAGUUUGAAAUGGUUCAAUAACCCAUAUCUAUGUCUUUACUAAUUGCAAUUUCAUAUUUAACUUCUGCGUGAUAUAACCAAGUGGAAACGUCACCUAACAACCUUGAAAACUACUUAAAGCUCUCUUCCAUUUGGUUUAUUAGUGGAUUGAGAUUGAAUUAAGUAUUAAUAGAAACUGUCUAAUGAAUUAUUAAUAAUAUUAAACUUAACACAAAUUUUAAACCACAUUUAAUAUAUAUAUAUUGCAAUCUGUAUACUUGAAACGCUGAUUUUAUUUUAUUUGUUCGGUGUUACUAGUUGGCUAAUUUCUACAGCAUUGCGACUACCAAUCAUCAGUUAUUUUAUGAAUAUAUAGGGGUCUAUUCUUUAACCAACCAGUGGUUAUAUUUAACCACAGUGUAUAACCAUUUUUCGUAUUCUAUAAUCAAAACUUUGGUCGUACAUGUAACCAACAGCGGUUAUAGUGUUGUUAUAGUAUUAUUUGUAUCGACAAGGUGUAAGAAUAUAGAAUAAUUUAAUUACAAUAACAUUUUAUUUUGAGAUUAAAUAGUUACUCUAGGAAACUUUAUUGAUCGACAUGAAAAGAGGUGACGGUAAAUAAUAAAUUUUAUGUUUAUAAUCUUCAGAUUACUUUCCAUAUUUAUCUUUUAGCAGUGAAGCACGUGUAAUGAACUGAAAUUUGCGAGAUAUGAGCGACGUGUUUCAACAUCAUAAAAACGUUAACUAUCAUUUUUAUCCCAACGUGAAUAUCCUGGACUCUGAGAUCAAACCCUGUUAUGAUAAAAGAACUUCCUUACUACAAUUUUAUUUUAUUUUAAUGAUUCUUCUUUCGUCACUUUCAUAUUUUGGUUAUUUGAUACAUUAGUAAUAUUGUGUUAUGUAUCAAUUUUAUAAAUUAUAGAAAAACUCAACAGGCCCUAAAGGUACAUGGCUUGGAGUCGAUCUACUGUUUUCCUCCAUUUAUUUUUGUUCAUGGCUGCUUCAUGCCAGUUCUCUUUUCUAUCCUUUCUAGAUCUUCUCUACAUGCUUCUAUCCAUUGUUUUCGUGGACUUCUUUAUCGCUCCUCACCUCAAUAAGGAUAUUUUCACCCAACUAUCUUCGUCCAUUCUGGCUAUAUGCCCCAACCAAUGGAGCCAUUUCCUAAUGACCACAUAUUCCAUCUCAUCUUGACCAUACGUGCUUUGAUUUCUGUGUUCGUUCUUCUUCUCCGUUGUUUUCUUUUUUGUUCAUAGUCCAUAGCUAUAAUUUAGACUGUAUAAAACUCUUUAUUGUAGCAAAGUAACAAUUUCGAAGAUCAUAAUCUUUCUUCUGGUACUUCAUUACUAAUUGCUAGGAAAUUCUUAUUCGCAAAAUUUGAAUUUAUAGACUGUAAAAUUAGAUAUAAACUAUUGUAACACCAUAUUUUUUAUUAAUUUUCAGUAUUAAUUGUUGUUUCAACAUUCAUCUAGGGAUGUUUGUUGUGUUUUCGUUUUUUAGCGUUACGAAGAGAUGCCAUUGUUGACAGAACGUUUGCUCUCCGUUUUGGCUGGUCUUCAGUUACUUAAAAUGUUUAAGAUACCAGUUGUAUUAUAAUCACUCUAAUAUAUGAAUGUUCCAAUUCUCAUGUAGUUUUAAAUGCUAGUGAUAUUAGAAUAUUUAUUUAUAUUUUUGGUAUGCGGCCAUAAUUAUAAUAUAAAUGUUAUAUAGGACGUGUAGAUUUAAUUGAUUUGGUGUAGUAUUUGGAAUUCUUCUCAGCUCUCAAGUCUCUUGAAAUCAUUAACUUGGAAUAAGACUACUCCCGUAAAAUUUGUACAGAAUGUAUGAUACCAAAGAACUAUGUAAUAAGUAAAAGAAUAAGACUUGUUUACAAAAAGGAAUAUAGAAAAAUAUGAAAUCUAGAAACUUGACAAAUAUCCAAUGUCAAAAUUUUAUACUAAGAGAGUAUUAGAGCCAAAUACAAAUUAAGUAGUUGUAGGAGUUUAGGAAGAUGACGUUUUUUUCGUAAAUUUCCGUUUUUAGUGAUCUAUAAAUGCAGAUUCGCGUAGUGCAUUUCCCAUGAAUUGCUACACAUCACUUCCCGUUACCAAUAACUUUUCUACUCUUUUAGUUGAUGUAAUCUGUACUGCCAUAAUCAUUCUGAUGCAAUUGAUUUCACUUUAAAGUUGGGGUUCAUACUCAUGCUAAGGUAUUGUGCCAUUGUAAUUUCUUCCUAUCAUAUGUAGAUCUAUGAAGGUACAGAAUUUGAUUGCAAUACAUUUCCGUCCAACUUUUGUUUUCCAUAAAAUAGUUGAUCCUCUUUGAAAGAAUGUCUUUGCCAAUUAAUUUUUGUUUAUUCAAUGAAAUUUUUUUUCCAAAUUUAUAUUAAGUAUCUUGUAUCAAGUUUGAUUUCCCAGUAGUUAUCUUCUAUUUUAUCUACCAUUUUGUAUUUUCCAUACUUUUCCCGUUGAAUAAAUUUACACUCGUUCUUACAUACUUUGUCAUUACUACUUUCCCCAAUGGGUCUGGAACGAUGUCGGGUUUAAGUUUUUAAAUGAUUGGUCACGCCGUAAUAUAAAUUUUGCAAUUUAACGCACGUAUCUGGUACUCAUAAUAGCGCUGAUAUAAAUUUUUAAAAGUAAUAUUUUUACUCUUUCCUCAUUUCUUCAUGCAACGCGCCAAUCGCUUGCUUACGUCACCAGCGCCGAUCGAGUUUCGCCCGACAAGCAGCAUCCACACCACGUUGUUUUGUUUUACCAUCCUAUCCCGUAGUAUUAGUUGUAUUUUUGUUAAGUCAAGUUAAGCCUAGAUCGACAAAGGUUCGUUAUAAAUAUGUACCAACACCACUAAUUAAAGUAAUUUUAAAUAUCCCUAAGGGAGAAAAAUUGCGGAAAAAAUGGUGUGAUGUAAUGAAAAAGGACAGUAAAAGUUAUACUGUUUUAUAAAGUACAAGUGAUCGGUUUUGUUGUGAAGAUCAUUUCGAGGUAAAUAGGUACUUUCAUUUUUUUCAUAGCAUAUUCAAAACUCAAAACUUACGAUACAGGUUAUGUUACUUAUUUUUGUAACAAUAAUUAAUGUAGUAGUUUUAAGGUGUUACUUAUGAUUUGAGUUUUUUUGUUUUUUUGUAUUUGCGUGAAUAUUCUUAAGGAAAAAAAGAAUCACCACCGGUUUUUCAGAACUAAUAAUCUUUAGAAUUCACGUUUAACAUGGAGCAAAUUUGAUCCCUAGAGUAUUUUUAUAAGUAAAAAAUAAAAUCGUCAAAAUGUGGUAUGGAAGGUAAGUUGGAGACACCUUUUGCUAGUUAUGAGGCAUUAACUAAAUUAAAUUAAUAAAAUCUAGGGGUACUAACAUUUCAAACAUAACAAAAAAAUAGUUUUUCCAUACCUCAUUUUAUUUUGUGAUGAAAAUUCGACACUUUUUUACUCUAACACCAUAAGUCCAACAAAAUCGAAGCCGAAUUUGCUCAUUUGUAGCAAAAUAAGUAGCCAUUGCAACGGAGUCUAUUUGGGGCAAGCCUGAAUAACCACGAAAAAACCCCUGCUCCAUUUUGAUCAACAAAUCAAUUCUGUCGUCAAAAUAGCGCUUUAGCCAGUAGCAUUUUGUCAAACCGGCUGUUCUCUUACAAAAUCGGCGCUGUUGACGUAGUACCACUAGUAUUUGGAACGGAUCUGGGCGAUAUCAAAUGUAUCCAGACUUCUAAGCUUCGUACGUUUGUCAAUAGAAAUCCUAUCGAAAUAAGCACCUUUAUUUUUGUGAAAUUAAGUUUUAUUUAUUGUCAUUAGAAAAGAAUAUACUGUUUUUUUAAAUUUUCCAAACCCAUUCUUGAAAUCCUCAUUUCAAAUAGCGGUAUUUUAAAAAAUAUAUCGGUAAGGGGAUCAAGGGGACCAAAACUCACAAAUCAGAGCAAGAAAACGGAAAUCUCUCUGAACUUUAUUACAAUAAUUUGCAUAUGUUCGACUUUUUAUAACCAAUGUAUAUCUGUGUUAACCUAUCUCCCAACAGUGAAACGUUAUUUAUAAUGUAAUUGAUCUAGCAUUACAUAUUUAUGUUUGCAAAAUGAGCAUUCACAUGUUGAAUAUUAAAAAAAUUUUUCGUGGUAUUUGUUGUAUUAUUUGAAAUAAAAAAAAUGUUUUCGCGCUAUACGGGAUGUCUUACUGGUUGAGACUUGUUGACAGAAUAAUAAGGAAUUGUAUACUAAAUACUGCACUGAUAAAAAGUUACUCUAAUAUUUAUUAAAUAUGUGUAUAUCCCAACGUGAUUCUUAUUUUACUUACACUUACAGGAACUAUUUAUAUUGAAUGUUCUAUUUAGGACUGAUUUGUAGGAGAAUUCCGAUUUUGGUGAUUUAAAAUUUUAUUAUCAAAGCGCCGAAUAAAAAAAUAGAAUGAUCGAUACCGGAAGGCGUAAAAUAUCCUUAACGAUUUACUGGAAAAUAUAUUUUAGGUGAAUAAAUGUAUACAAAAAAAUUGUCCAUUAAAAUUAGGUAGUUGGUAAUUUUCUAGUGACUUAUUUUUUUUUAAAUUGUCUUAACAGGGUUGCCCCAGUGACAAGAAAUCUUCAACGCAAGAUAUACUUUUUCAGGAUAACGGAUGUGGAUAAUUUUUUGACAAAAUUUAUACUCUUAAUCUCCAAAUACAAUAAUAUCAAAUUGUUCUCAAUUUAUUUAAAAAACGAUUCAAAGUUUGAAAAUUCUGUCCAUAUGUCUAGAAGAGCUUAUAUAAAUAAUCCAAAUAUUUUUUUGGCUUUUGCUACUAAUGUAAAAUAACAAUAUUAAAGAAUUGUUGGUAUGUAUUUAAAAAUUUCAUUCAAUUGGCAGAAAGACUAAAUAAUGAAUGGAAAUCCUCAAUUUCUCCUUCAGAUCUUAGAUAUAUUGUGAAUCAUAAUGUGUAAAUAUUAUCUGCACUUGAAAUAUUUUCAUUAAAUUCUGUAACUA
Molecule: messenger RNA, 8277 nt
Organism: Diorhabda carinulata
Lineage: Eukaryota; Metazoa; Arthropoda; Insecta; Coleoptera; Chrysomelidae
Product: dentin sialophosphoprotein-like
Exons: 7
Coding region: 356-2947 (863 amino acids)
Biological process (GO): mitotic spindle organization; cell population proliferation
Cellular component (GO): cytoplasm
Source: RefSeq, a predicted model, not a curated record